ACGCCUUCCCUCGCAGCCGCUAUUAUCUUCGCCGUCCUCUCCGCCUUGACGACCUUCCUCCACAACUACCAAAUGCUCCGAACGCGCGCCUGGUUCCUGAUCUGGUUCAUACUCGGCGGCCUCAGCUACAUUGCUUGCGCGUACUCCGCGUACGAGAACCUCGGCAAGACGUGUGUAUAG
Molecule: messenger RNA, 180 nt
Organism: Paraphaeosphaeria sporulosa
Lineage: Eukaryota; Fungi; Ascomycota; Dothideomycetes; Pleosporales; Didymosphaeriaceae
Exons: 1
Source: RefSeq, a predicted model, not a curated record